AUGUUUUUAAGAUUGUUUAAAGAAAGGAAAUAUAUAAAUCGCCCUAGCAUAAUUUGCAAUACAAGAAUAACUGUAACUUAUCCCUUUAUGAAUGAUGUACGUUUUUUAAAAACAUGUCAUAGUGAAUAUCAUAAUAUACAGGAAUUAAAAAUUAAUUUACCAAGAUUAAAAUUGAGAGGCUUACCUUUUGAUGUGUCCCAAGAAGAAAUAAAAACAUUUUUUAAGAAUUUUAAAUUGUCAAAUGAAGAGCAUUCUAUUCACAUAAUUAAAGGAUUAGGGAACAAACCCACAGGACAUGCAUAUGUUUACUUUGAUGAUGAAGAAGAAGCAAGAAAUGCUUGUCAAGCUUUAAAUCGAAAAUUUUUAAGGAAUCGAUAUAUUGAAAUAUACAUAGAUUACGUUUUUAAUCACAAUAUAACACCAGUCAAAGAGCACGUGACAACAUUGAUGAGGGACAGAUAUAGAAAAGACAACCAGUAA
This is a messenger RNA of Plasmodium malariae, 480 nucleotides long. RefSeq names its product RNA-binding protein, putative. NCBI's taxonomy places the organism in Eukaryota, Apicomplexa, Aconoidasida, Haemosporida, Plasmodiidae. The coding region runs from base 1 to 480 and encodes 159 amino acids. The record is from RefSeq and is a predicted model, not a curated record. Gene Ontology annotation, cellular component: ribonucleoprotein complex. The transcript has a single exon. Gene Ontology annotation, molecular function: RNA binding.